Messenger RNA from Morone saxatilis (striped sea-bass), 715 nucleotides. Its product is annotated as stonustoxin subunit beta-like. Bases 5 to 715 code for a protein of 236 amino acids. The record is from RefSeq and is a predicted model, not a curated record. The transcript has 6 exons. Lineage: Eukaryota; Metazoa; Chordata; Actinopteri; Moronidae. Gene Ontology annotation, molecular function: protein binding.
UCUAAUGCUGCUGUCAACAGGACUCAAGAGUCCACACUGUAAACUGGAGAUACUGAGACUGUCAGGCUGUCAGAUCUUGGAGAAAGGCUGUAUUUUUCUGGUGUCUGCUCUGAACUCCAACCGCUCCCAUCUGAGAGAGCUGGACCUGAGCUUCAAUCAUCCAGGAGACUCAGGAGUGAAUCUGCUGUUCACUGCAAAGGAUGACCCAAACUGCAAACUGGAAACUCUCAAGAUUGAUCAUUGUGCAGCGUAUCGACUAAAACCAUCACCCUAUAGGGAUUUCUGUGAGCAUUCAUUGGACCCAAACACAGCAAACAGGAACCUCUUACUGUCUGAUGACAACAGACGAGUGAUGGUGGUGACAGAGAAGCAGCCGUAUCCUGAUCAUCCAGAGAGAUUUGACCACUGGACACAACUGCUGUGUAGCGAAGGUUUGACUGGGCCAUGUUACUGGGAGGUAGAGUGGAGAGGAGAGCUUCAUCCAGCAGUGACUGACAGAGGAAUCAAGAGGAGAGGAGACACGAGUGUAUCUGGACUGGCUGCUGGCACUGUGUCCUUCUACUGCCUUCCAUCCAGAGGGUCUUGGAUCAAACGAAUCCACCUCCACACCUUCCACUCCACAUUCACCCAACCCCUCUACCCUGCGUUUGGAUUUGGACUAUCAACUCCAAAGCUGUGGAACAACAACUUUUUGUGGAUAGUGGACGGUCUGUAG